This is a messenger RNA of Ostrea edulis (European flat oyster), 720 nucleotides long. RefSeq names its product complement C1q subcomponent subunit C-like. The coding region runs from base 162 to 674 and encodes 170 amino acids. The record is from RefSeq and is a predicted model, not a curated record. Gene Ontology annotation, molecular function: protein binding. The transcript is spliced from 4 exons. Lineage: Eukaryota; Metazoa; Mollusca; Bivalvia; Ostreida; Ostreidae.
AGUCUUCCAUGUAAACGGCGUCAAUUAUAUAGGAAUUUAAGCAAUUAAAAUGAAAACAACACACACGAUAGCAAAACUUGUCUGUAUAUAAACAAAACAUACGCGCCCAGGAGAAAUCGAUCUUUCAUUCACAGGCUUAAUACACAGUAGAAGAAAACAGGAUGAAAUAUAUACUUUUUUGUGCUGUAAUUGGACUCAUUUCUGGUGUCAGAGUAGGGAAGGUCGCCUUUACAGCCCUUUUUUCCAAAGACGCAACAGUGGGCGUUCACGCUGUGAGGGGAGCGAGUGUAGCCUUCACAGCCCUUCUGUCCAAAGACACAACAGUGAGCGCUCAUGCUGUGGUGAAGUAUGAUCGAGUGUUGACAAAUUGGGGUGGAGCCUAUCAACCAACAACUGGUGUUUUUACCGCCCCCUAUAAUGGUCUCUAUAGCAUCUCCUGUAGCUUGAUGAGUCAUCCAAGUAAUUCUGUCCACGUCAAUAUUGUUAAGAAUGGCAAAAAGAUGUCCGUUGUGUAUUCUAAUGCCAAAACUCAUCCACAUGCUAGCCAGACUCUACAGCUGCGGUUAAACAAGGGGGAUCAAAUCUGGAUUCAGAACAUGAACGGAGUGAAUGCAAAAUUUCAUGACCACGGUUCUUAUAAUGUCUUUUCUGGUUUUCUAAUUAACGAACUAUAAAUCUAUUUGUGCAGUGUUAAUCUUUAUUAAACACAAACUGCAUCCA